UCUGUUCCCGCGGGCGCAACACUGUGCGUGUGAGCUAACAGGCUAGCCGAGGCUAACGGCGGGGCGUGUCCUGAACGCGCGUCUAGUGCACUAGGUAGUGUUUAGGGUUGUUUAGGUUGUAGUGCUGUGUAUAGUGUGAGUAGUGAACCUACACCUCGAGCACAACUGUGUUUGUGUGUCAGCUGGAGUUUAAACCCCGGGUUUCAUCCUCAGUAACACUGGCGUUCAGCAGAGCAGCGCAAACCUCGCUCUGACGGGAGUUCUCCGGAGCUCUGGCUGUUGGACUGUGUGAGAGAGAACUGACUGUAGGAUGCGGAUUGUGUCUAACACAGAGUCUCUAUCAGGCAUGCAGUGAGACGGGGGGAGAGAGAGAGACAGUGGAAACCUCGUCCCUGUUCAUGGAUGUCAGAGCAGAACCACACAAACUCGUACGAAGAUGGAGAAUGGAAAUGCAGAGAUCACCACCAACACGCGGGCGGAUGGAGUCGGAGAGACGGGUGCAGUGAAAUCAGGAGAAACGCACGCUGAGGAGAACAUCCCUAAUGGUCACGUGGGUCGAGUCGAGCCGUUGGAGAACGGAGAGGUUCAGGGAGAGACAGGAAACAGCAGCUCCUCCCCUGUGUCACUUCCUGCCUCACUUCCUGUGUCACUUCCUGGUGCAGGUGUGACUUCUUUCCCUGACAGCGUAGAGAAACCUGAGGGCUCGGCACUGCAGUCGCUCAGACUAAGUAUCCCAAUGCAGGAGACGGAACUGUCGAGAGAGCCAUCUCUGGAGAUGGAGAAUGAGGAGAAGAUCCGUCUGGAGGCUCGGCGGCGUCUGGAGGAGCAGCUGAAGCAGUACCGUGUUCAGAGACACCGGGAGAGGUCACAUCAUCGUUCGUCCCCUAAGUCUCGUCCCUGCAGUACCCUCGACCCAGAGCUCAUGCUGCACCCGGACAUCUUGCCCCGUGCCUCCACCGUUGCCAUGACGACAGAGUACUCAUUCCUGCGCACCAGCGUUCCCCGCGGACCCAAACUGGGCAGCCUGGGCAUCCCGGCUCCCAAAGACAGGAAGUCCAAAUCGUCACGAUCUGGAAAGAUCCACUCACUUGCUGACUACAAAACGCCGGAUAUCGCCGGAGAGAAACCCUCACUGUCCGGCAUCUCUGUCUCCGGAGUUUCUGAGAUGAGCAUGAGCUCAGUUUCCACGCUUUCCGAGAUCAGCACGAGCUCCGCCUCCACGCUGUCGGAAACCAACGUCCCGAGCUCCGAAAAUGACGGGAACAAUGGAGCGAUAGAGCUAACGUUAGCGGCAAGUGGGUCUACAGCUGAGGAAGUGGUCGUGGGGCGGUACCCUUCUCUGAGGGAGGUGCUGCAAGCAGCCAAUGAGGAGCUGGUGCUGGAGAAGGAAGGCAGGGCCAACGAGGAGCUGGAGAGUGAGGGCGGGGCCGAGUCACACAGCCGCAGGGACAGCUUCUCCAGCACUGUGUCGUAUGGGAGCUCAGUGAUGGGGAAUCAUGAUGAGCUGCUGCAGGUGUUGAAGGAGAAGAUGAGACUGGAGGGACAGCUGGAGUCUCUGUCCUCCGAGGCCAGUCAGGCUCUGAAGGAGAAGACGGAGCUGCAGGCGGAGUUAGCGGCGCUGGACGCUCGUUUGCAAGCUCAGUGUGAGGAGAACCGUCGGAGUUCUGAGCGUCAGGCGUCCCUGGCGUCUGAGGUGUCGUCCUUGCGCUCGGAGAGGGGCGGGCUGGAGCGAGCCAUGGCGGAGCUGCAGGGUCAGCUGGAGGAGAAGAACACCGGCCUGGAGUCGCUCUCCAAAGACCUGCAGCUCGCCGAGCAGCAGUACCAGAGACUCACAGGGAGGGUGGAGGACCUGCAGCAGAGCCUGAGCUCCAGAGACACCACAGUGAAUGAGUUACGUCAGCAGCUGGCCGGACUACACGCACAGCUGCAGCACGUGGAGACCGAACGCAGUGCUCUGAACUCUCGGCUGCAGACAUCGCAGGCAGAGGUGCAGUCGCUGCAGCAGCUGCGCAGUUGGUACCAGCAACAGCUCGCCAUCGCGCAGGAGGCCCGGGUCCGGCUGCAGAAUCAAAUGGCCAGCAUGCAGGCAGGUCACAUGACUCAGACCGGCGUGUUGGAGAACCUGAAGAUCGAGAAUGUCAGUCUGUCUCACCAGCUCAAUGAGACCAAACACCGCUCCAUUAAAGAGAAGGAGCGCAUCGCUGUCCAGCUGCAGAGCAUCGAGGCGGACAUGUUGACUCAGGAAGCAGCCAUCCAGCAGAUUCAUGAUGCAAAGUCGAUGGUGGAGAAGGACCUGCAGCAGAAACUGGAGGAGUUUGAGGAGGAGCGAGAGCAGCUGCUGAGAGCGGCCAGUAAAACUGCAGCUAUCGAGAGGGAGCUAGAAGAGGUGAGAGUGUCUCUGUCCCAGAAGGAAGCUCAGCUCUCAGCAUUCCAGCGUGAACACGUGGAUCUGAUGAAGAAGCUGACGGAGACUCAGGACGCUCUGCAGAGUAAAGAGCAGGCGCUGCAGUUGAUGGAGGCGCGCUACGAGCAGCUGCAGGCCGAGCUGGGCGAGCUGCAGUCCGACUCCUCCACCCGUGACGAAGAGCUGCACUCCCUGCGCAAUGAGAAGAUCGUCCUGGAAGUGGCGCUGCAGGCGGCGCGCACCGAGAAGAGCCAGCUGGGCGACGGGGCGGAGAAACUCGGACAGGAAGUGCUGGACUCAUCUGAUGUGGUUGAGAAGCUCAGACAGGAAGUGCAGGUCCAGGCCACACAGAUCGAGUCCUUACAGCAGGAGAACGUCUCUCUGAAGAAACAAGCGCAGAAACUGAAGGAGCAGUUCCUCCAGCAGAAGGUGAUGGUGGAGGCGUACAGGCGAGAUGCGACCUCAAAGGAGCAGCUGAUCUCAGAACUGAAGGCGACUAAAAAACGUCUGCUUUCGGAGGUGAAGGAGCUGAAGGAGGAGGUGCAGCGGGCAGAACAGGAGAAGAGGAGUGCUGAGCUGGAGCAGCAGCGCCUCCUGCAGGAGGUCCAGAGAGUGCAGCAGCAGAUGAGCAGCCUGGAGGAACAUCUGCAGGAGGUGCAGAGCGAGAGAGAACAGCUCGACACACAGCUCCAGUCUGUGCAGUUUGACCAGAAUCAGCUUUCUGCAGUCACAGAGGAGAAUGAGGUCCUGAGGAAGAAGGUGGAGGAGAUGCAGGAUGAGGCGAAGAAGGCGAUUUCGGAGCAGAAGGUGAGGAUGAAGAGGUUGGGGACGGAUUUGACGAGCGCGCAGAAGGAGCUAAAGGUGAAACACAAGGCGUACGAGAACGCGGUGAGCAUCCUGAGCCGACGCCUCCAGGAAGCGCUGGUGGAGAAGGAGACGGCUGAGGCGGAGCUAGUGAAACUCAAGGCGCAGGUGGACGAGGGCGGGAACAGCCAGGCUCUGCAGGCGAAGGUGGAGUCCCUGCAGGCGGAGCUGAACACCGUGCUGCAGAGUAAAGCCCUGCUGGAGAAGGAGCUGCAGGAAGUCAUCAGUCUGACCAGCGCCGAGCUCGAGGAGUAUCAGGAGAAGGUGCUGGAGCUGGAGGACGAGCUGCAGGAGUCGCGCGGCUUUAAGAAGCGAAUCCGCCGCUUGGAAGAGGCUAACAAGAAGCUCGCGCUGGAGCUGGAGCAUGAGAAAGGCAAGCUGACCGGACUCGGGCAAUCCCACAAUGCACUGCGGGAGCACGCUAACGUCCUCGAGGCUGCGCUAGCCAAGAGAGAGGCGGACCUGGUCCAACUCAACCUGCAGGUUCAGGCCGUGCUGAAGAGGAAGGAGGAGGAAGACCAGCAGAUGAGGAACCUGGUCCAGACGCUGCAGGCUGCUCUCGAAAAGGAGAAGAUCAAAGUGAAAGAGCUGACCGAGCAGGUGGCUGAGGCGAGGCUGGAGGCGGCUCAUAACCGUAGGCAUUACCGAGCGGCCGUGCUGGAGCUCAGUGAGGUCAGGAAGGAGCUUCAGGCCAAAGAGGAGGUGCUGAGAGCACUGCAGGAGGAGGCCAGGAGACUCGAAGCCCAGGAUGCUCGGCGCUCUCAGGAUGUGUCCCGCUUCGAGACAGAGUUGGCCGAGGCACACGCACAGCUGCAGAUCUUGCAGAAACAGCUGGAUGACAAGCUCAACAAGCAGCCGCUCACUAACCAGGAGGUGGAGGAUCUGAAGUGGGAGGUGGAGCAGAAGCAGCGGGAGCUUGAUGCACAGCGCCAACAACUAGAACUCAAUGAGAAGUGCAACCAGAAAGAGCUGGACACCAUGCAGGAGACAUUACAGAGGGUGAGGGUGGAGCUGGAGAUGGUGCAGGAGGAACUGAAUGGCACCAGGAAGGAUAAGUUUGUGCUGCAGGCGAAAGUGGGCGAGCUGAGGAACAGCAUGAAGAGCCUGCUGCAGCAGAACACACAGCUCAAGCAGGAGCUCAAACACACACGCACACGCAAGCAGCAGAUGGAGGUAAAGUGUGACUCCGCCCCUUUGACUCCAGUGAAAAUUCCAGAUUGCCCGGUUCCUGCGUCGCUAUUGGACGAGCUGCUGAAGCCGGCCGCCUCCGUCAACAAGGAGCCGCUCAACAACCUGCACAACUGCUUACGACAGCUCAAGGAGGAGAUGGACAGCCUUCAGAAGCAGAUGGAGGAGCACACGGUCACCGUGGCGACGUGGGUCACGGCAGAGGAGGAGCUUCAGAGACUCGGUAUCCACGACAAUGGAAGCUCGUCCAAUAAGGAAGAGGAAACGCAGCAGCCUGAAGAGAUGGCGUCUUCGUAAACAGUCCCGUCUGCGUGUCAGUGAGGGGCUGUGUUUUAUCCUGAUGUGCACUUUUUAAGGACAUGUUUUAUUUUCCUUUAUCAGAUGCCUGUAUUUGGUCGUGUCCCAUCUUUUUUUGGACCUAAUGCUUUAUUUGUUUUGUCUUGUGUUUUUCUUUUAUUUAUGUGAUGGAAAGUUUGGAGGACUGUUGCUAGAAUUCACCAAAAAUCAUGGAGGGUCACGAGGACACGUCAGAAUUAGUGUUGUCUCUGGGACUAGGCUGCUUAAGUAGGGGACACAGUCUCUGUGCUCUGCCUUGUCUUUUUUGGACAGAACAUCUGCUUGGGUAUGAUGUAAUGAUCUCGUAAACCGUGGUGAGUUAAUGUGACCUAUUACACACACCUCGGUUCUGAUCCGAUAGAUGGACCGUAGGAUGUUGGUUUUAUUGUUUUGGUGUUGAGACGAUCCGCAUAGCAGAGCUUUCCACACCUUCUGAUUCCGAAUCCGAGUGAAAUUGAUUCUUUUGAAUCAUUUGCUCGGUGGUGGUUCUAUUUCACACUGCACGUAUUUACAUAUCUAAAUUACAUAUGAACCAAAAGGUGUGUGUGUGUGUGUGUGUGGUGGGGGGGCUGAAAACAUCUUCGUAAAAACUGUCAGUGGGAGGAAAAAAGUUCUAAACCCUUUACCUGUGAAGUGUGUGUAGAAAUCACAGAAGUGUUGUAAAUCCAGAGAACAGCGCUCAGUAAGUUGUUGUUUAUUAUUAUUAUUAUUAUUAUUAUUAUUGGUGCAAAUAUGAAGUUUGUGUCCCGUGGCUCGCCAGAAAUCUACAACCCAGAACAUGGCACGUUCAGUUCACUCUCUGCAGUGAGUCGAUUCGGAGUCGGCUCACUCAAGUUGACCUGGAAAUGGGCCGAGACCAUCAGGUGGAGUAACCCUGUCUCCAUCUCGCUGGAGGCUCACAGGGUGCACACCAUUUGGUCAGUAAUAUAACAUGGAAGUUCAUGGACACCAAAACCACGUGUGUGUUUAUAUACGUGCAUAAAAUGGUUCUAUACACGGUGUAAAGGUGUGAGAGCUGAACGCUCAAGAAUCGUUCACUCCGUGGGGUGUGUGUGUUUUUGCUCUGUUCUCUGCAGGCGGUCUUGUUUUGUCCUGAACGAAAAGCUGACCUAACCCUUGUGUGUGUGUGUGUGUGUGUGUGUGUGUGAGAGUUCACCCCAGUGUGAGUGUUAGAAUGGAUCAGGAAUUAAAGGGCUGUAAAUUGCUCAACAACACAUCAAAGCACUGUUUCCAUGACGCCGGGAGCUUGAUAACGAAGAUGAAUCGUGGCAUGGAGACCCGGUGUCUUUGUGAACAUCUGACUGUGAGAGGACAGGGUUUAUUCUGACACUUUUUUUUUUUUUUUUAAUUUUGGUUUAUCAGACGCCCAUAUUUGGUCAUGUCCUGUAUGUGUCGAUCAGGAAUUAAAGGGCUGUAAAUUGCUGAGUAAAGAGCAAAAGCGCUGGUUCCCAUUUAAAAAAAUAUAUAUAUAUCCUUCCUUCCCUCUGUAGUAGUUUCAAACUCCCUCUGAAGCCCCGCCCUCAGGGAAAGUCACCUCAGCGAUGCUCUCAUCACAACACUGUGCUGCAGUUACAGGGUCGCGCCUCGUAUCAUUAACAUAACUGUUCAAAUAAACAUAGUAGAUGGGUACGUUUAGAUAGUUCCCUUCCCUUCUGUUCUUCCUUCCUUUCAGUUCGGUGUGUGCCGAUUAUGAGUUCCGCAGUGUACUGUGAUAAUUAAUUAAAACACGGUUCUGAAGCUACCAUGUGAUGGAGAGGCGCUCCUAACCCUGUCCUGGUCCGUUUCUUCUUUUCAUCAUCCAUUCCCCUGACAUUGCUGUAAACCAUAACGAGACGCUGAAUUGCUGCCCCGCCCCUCUCCGGUCGCGCCGUUCUCAGGACAGCGGUUUGGAAAUGCUUUUCUCGGUCCUGCUCUAAAUCUGAGUGAUGUUUAAAUGAGUGUGAAAUAGUUGCUGUCUGUGCACGGUGGCGUGUAAUGUAAUUUAUGAUGUAUAUAAAAUAGGAGCUGUACAGAGAGACGGUGAUGUUGCACAACUGACAGCUGGAUGAUGAUGAUGAUGAUGUGCUGCUUAGCUGUUGCAUUUUUCCUCUCCUUUUGUUGUUUUGACCAGUGCUGUUUUUCUUUCUCACUGUCGAGUGCACGAGAUGAGACAAACGCAGACACGUGUGUGUGUGUGUGUGUGUGUGUGUGUGUGUGAUGCACAUAAUAUCCAGCUUUGACAUUUACACAUUAACGUGUGAGAUAAAUAUAAUAAUAAUAAAAAAAACCCAAGCGCUUUAAAGUCAGCAUGUGCUGAGAACCUCGUCAUCAAGAUCGUGUCUCCUGGUUUCAUGGGGAUGGAGGUCAGAAUCUUUCCCGUUCCCACUUUAUCCCAUUCAGGAGGAGCGGAGCAUGCGUACUUCUCAGAAAGAGCAAUCCCAUAAUGCACUUCACUGACAUGUAAACAUGUUUACCCAAUUAAAGUCAGUGUUAUGCAGCAGACACUGAUGUCACUGACAUGGUCACAGUUUCUGUUGCCUUUAUGGAAUGAGUCUCCAGUGUCAGCUGUUUACCGCUCUGCUAGAACAUGAGCAGUUCCACAACACUAGAUGUACAUCGUUCUGUAUCUAAUAGAAGUUGGUCAGAGGAAUAACACACUCCGUGGUGUGCCGUUACAGGAAAAUAAUCCGUCAGCGUCACAGUGUUGGUGAUUCCGCUUCAUCGCACCGCACCGUUGUUGAUGAUUUUCCUGGAACAGCACCACACACGGGCUUGAAUUCCUUCAGUUAUAACAAGCAUGAUGCUGAUGAACUGGGUGUGUGUAUCAGCACAGGUCCAGUUUAAAGCUGCAGCGGCACUUUAAGGCUUCAGACUGUAAAUUAUUAUUAUUAUUAUUAUUAAGCUUGAAAAAGAUGAUCAACUUCCAGUCUUCUUAUUUCUGCACGUUUUAGUGUUUGUGGUUUUGUUUGUUUUAACGCGCCUCCUGCAGUGUGUUACAGCAGGAAUGCAGUACUGUACGCCGUGGCGUUUUGACUCGGAGGGAUGACACCGAAACCGCAUGUCUUCACCGACUCGUAUCUGAGAUACGAUGAGUCGAAUCCCAGAGGUUGUUGAUUCCUGGCUGAAAAUCCUCUCCGGUGUGGGUGGAAGUGCGCUUCGUUUAACUUGCGAAAUGUUGCUUCACUGUUUUUUGUUUUAAUUUUGCAAGAAAACAAGCACAAUGAUGUCAUGUGUCGAAGAAAUCAGUAACUUUCUGUUUAGUCUGUAUUGUUAGUUUAUUUUGAAAUGUGUAAAUGACAGUUGGUGUGUCUUGGGGUAUUGCAUCUCUUCUCUCCCCCCCCCCCCCCCCCCCCCUCUUUAUUUUUAUUUUUUAAACCCUCUCUGUCACAGCUGAUUAAGUCCUGGACUGAAUACAUUUGUGAAACGCA
This is a messenger RNA of Neoarius graeffei (lesser salmon catfish), 8199 nucleotides long. RefSeq names its product golgin A3 (gene golga3). The transcript is spliced from 24 exons. The record is from RefSeq and is a predicted model, not a curated record. NCBI's taxonomy places the organism in Eukaryota, Metazoa, Chordata, Actinopteri, Siluriformes, Ariidae. The coding region runs from base 437 to 4753 and encodes 1438 amino acids.